Panicum virgatum (switchgrass) is the source of this 595-nucleotide messenger RNA. RefSeq lists its product as uncharacterized. The transcript has 3 exons. NCBI's taxonomy places the organism in Eukaryota, Viridiplantae, Streptophyta, Magnoliopsida, Poales, Poaceae. The record is from RefSeq and is a predicted model, not a curated record. Bases 68 to 583 code for a protein of 171 amino acids.
AUGUACCGGAUCUUUUUUCGGGACAAGCGACAGAUAUCUAGGUGAUCAGGUGACAAAAAUAGCUGAAAUGUACAAAAACAAGCUUCACCAAUUUGCAGAGGCGUUCCGCAAAGUUGGGAUUACUGUGACCCUCAAGGUAACCCCUGGAGCACCUGCAAAGAUUGUCAUUAUACAUGAAGUAAAUUCAAGCAAAGCUGCUUGGGUCGUUCUAGAUAGGCACUUCAGGAGAGAUUUCAGGCACUUAGAAAAGCACAUAGCUUGCAAAGUUGCAGCAUUUCAGGAUCAUUUACAGGUGCAGACCUUGAAGCCACUAUGGACGAACCCAUCAAGAAAAAGCACAGCUGAUGUGAAGGACCUGCAACGAUUUGCAGUCACGAUAGAUCUGAGUUCUGAGACACCAAGUGCUACUCACGGAGUGCCAAACAUGUCAUCGCCUGUAAGCUACUUUGCCUCUCUAAGCAACCGUGGUAUCCACGAGACCUCCAGCGUGGAUGCAUGCAGUAUGCCAUGCUUCAGUGGCAUGUCAAUCACAAUCGAUGACACCCAAUCACUGUCUAAUGGUAAGAUAACUUUUCUUCACUAAAACAAAACCGUU